This is a messenger RNA of Anas platyrhynchos (mallard), 1231 nucleotides long. Lineage: Eukaryota; Metazoa; Chordata; Aves; Anseriformes; Anatidae. The record is from RefSeq and is a predicted model, not a curated record.
AUGGCGGACUCGGCCUCACAGGUGCUGCUGGGCUCGGGGCUGACGGUGCUGUCGCAGCCGCUCAUGUACGUGAAGGUGCUGGUGCAGGUUGGCUACGAGCCGCUGCCCCCCACGCUGGGCCGCAACAUCUUCGGCCGCCAGGUCUACCAGCUGCCCGGCCUCUUCGCCUACGCCAAGCACAUCGUGAAGGUCGACGGGAGAGCAGGACUCUUCAAAGGCCUCACCCCCCGGCUCUGCUCCAGCGCCAUCGGCACCGUGGUGCACAGCAAAGUGCUGCAGCGGUACCAGGACGCCGAGCAGGCUGAGCCAGGAGCCAGCAAGAAGGAGCAUGUGUCCUCGCUGGAGCAAGUCCUCAAGGAGACCUCCCGAGAGAUGGUUGCUCGCUCCGCCGCGACCCUCAUCACCCACCCAUUCCACGUGAUCACCCUGCGAUGCAUGGUGCAGUUCAUCGGCAGGGAGACCAAGUACAGUGGGACACUAAGCGCCUUCGCCACGAUUUACCGAGAAGAAGGCAUCCUGGGAUUCUUCGCCGGCCUCAUCCCCCGGCUCCUCGGAGACAUCCUGUCGCUCUGGCUCUGCAACAUGCUGGCCUACCUCAUCAACACGUACGCGCUGGAGAACGGGGUCUCCAUGGCGGAGAUGAAGAGCUACUCGCAGGCAGUCACCUGGAGUAAGUACAGCCCCUGCCUGGGUUUCUUCGCCAGCAUGCUGACGUACCCCUUCGUGCUGGUCUCCAACCUGAUGGCCGUCAAUAACUGCGGGCUGGCCGGAGGCCUCCUUCCCUACGCGCCCUCCUACUCCUCCUGGCUGGACUGCUGGAGCCAGCUGCACAAGGAGGGCAACAUGAGCCGAGGGAACAGCCUGUUUUUCCGCAAGGUGCCCGCAGGGAAGCGAUACGUGUGGGAGGAGAGGAGGUUCCGCUGAAGAAGCUGCGAGCGGAAUCGCGAAGCUGAGGCCGAGCUCCGGAGACAAAGAAUUAUGCGAGAGUUGUGAUUUCUAUACCGUUUUUUUAAAAAUCAUUUCAUCCUGAGAGACAAAAGGUGGCCGUGUGAGAGUGUCUGUCGUGGGGCCUGGGGGCUUCCUGCAGGAGAACCUGCGCUGCCCCAGCCCAUCCCAGCUGAUCCCAGCCAAUCCCCAGCACCCUUUCCCUGACGCAGCCACCGGAGCCGUGUCCCCGCUUUGUUUCAGCAGCGGAAAUUCCACCCCAAGAUAAUGGCACCCGGAAACAUGA